AUGGACAGAUAUGAAGGUGCCAAAUCCCUAAUGCAUUCCUAGAGUACUGUUGAAUAGACAUUUGAGAGAAAAGACAAAAGCCUCCAUCAUAAAGACAACAAGAUACAAAUAAUCAAGGCAGAAAGUUAAAAUAAAAAGAUCUCUUUAAAUUAAACUGAGAUGAUAUCCUUAAAACAAAAAACUAUGUAGAAGCGAAAAAAAAUUUGCAUAAAUAAAAAAAUCAGAAAAGCUUGGACUGCUUAAGAGGAUGAAUUGUUAAAACGUUCUAUACAAUAAUAUGGGUCAAAUUGGGUUCGAAUUGCCGCAUAAAUGGUUAAUAGAAAUCCAUCCUAAUGUACCUAAAGAUGGAAACGAAUCAAACCAUAAUCUGUAAUAUUAUUUAAAUAAGUCUAGUUAAAAAAAAGAAAACCUUUCUCAGAAGAGGAAGAUCAACUUAUAUUAUAAUUAGUUAAUAAAUACAAAUAAAAUUGGGGGAAAAUUGCACAACAAUUGCCUGAAAGGACUAAUAAAUAAAUUAGAGAGAGAUAUAUUAAUAAACUUAAUCCAUAAAACAAGUUUGAACCAUUUUCUGAAAAAGAAGAUCAAAUUAUCUUAGAAGCUUAUUAAGAAAUGGGAUCUAAAUGGACUAAAAUUUAAAACCUUUUGGUUGGUAGGCCAGUAAAUAUAUUACCAAAAUUAUUAGGAAAAUAUGAUUAAGAAUCGUUUUUACUCCUACUUGAGAUAAAAAUUUUUGAACAUUAAAAACCCAUAUUAUUCUAUUCCAUCCAAAACAGAGAUUACAAGUUUAGAUUCAAAAUCUAAAAUGGAAAAAGAUGAAUAAAUGACAGAAGAAAAACAAAUGAAAGAGAUUGAAUUCCAAAAAAUAAAAAUAGAAUAUUCUAACCAAAGAAAUAAUGAUAUUAAAGAAAUUUAAACUUAAUUACCUCUCGAACCUUAUCCAAAUAGUUAAAUUCCUUAAAAUUAAUUUCUUGGAAAUUUCUCUUGUAAUUUAUUUUAUUUUUAUGAAAGAUCCUUAAUUUUACAUAUAUUAAACUCCUAAUUCCAUAGUUUACACUCCAUUCUAAUAUGGACACAUAAAUUAUUAGAAUAAUCUAUUUUAAAAUCAGAUUUAUAUGGUUCAACAAGAAAAUAAUUAAUUUUAGUAUUUAUCAAAUUGA
Paramecium pentaurelia is the source of this 1157-nucleotide messenger RNA. Lineage: Eukaryota; Ciliophora; Oligohymenophorea; Peniculida; Parameciidae. The record is from the annotation of a GenBank genome assembly.